GGAUCCUUAGCUACAAAAUUGUGCACCAGAGAAAAUUUAAUUUUGGUUUUUAUUUUCUGAUCCAUGGCUGUUUCCUCUUAUUCUGCGAGUGAAAAACUUUCCAGGGCUGCAAUGUUGUUGCUCUUUGGGUUGUUGAUGUCCCACAUACAAACAUCAGGAGCCAUAGGUGUAUGCUAUGGAAGAAAUGGCAACAAUUUACCACCACAAGCUGAAGUUGUGACUCUCUACAAGGACAACAACAUUGGGCAGAUGCGAAUUUACGAUCCGGAUCAAGCAACCCUCCAGGCCCUGAGAGGAUCCAACAUUGAACUCAUCCUCGACGUCCCAAAAGACAAACUCCAGGACCUGACGGAUUCUGCAAAAGCCGGAGAUUGGGUCCAGACAAACGUCCUGGCCUACUCCGCUGACGUCAAAUUCCGAUACAUUGCAGUGGGAAAUGAAAUCCGCCCUGGUGAUGCAGAAGCUCAAUAUGUUCUUCCUGCAAUGCGGAAUGUCUACAAUGCAAUAGCUGCGGCAAAUUUACAAGGGCAGAUCAAGGUUUCGACCGCAAUCGACACAACUUUGUUAGGCAGUUCCUCACCCCCGUCCGAGGGGGCUUUCAGUUCUGAAGCAAGCUCCUACAUCACCCCCAUAAUUCAAUUCCUGGCACAAAAUGGAGCUCCACUCCUUGCCAAUGUGUACCCUUAUUUUGCCUACACUGGUAACACCGCACAAAUCAGCCUGGCUUAUGCAUUGUUUACUGCUCCAGGAGUUGUAGUACAAGAUGGUUCGUACCAAUACAGGAAUUUGUUCGAUGCAAUAACGGAUGCUCUGUAUGCCGCUUUGGAAAAGGCGGGUGCCCCCAAUUUGGAGAUUGUUAUAUCAGAAAGUGGGUGGCCAUCAGAAGGGGAUCCUGCAGCCACUGUGGAAAAUGCAGGAACUUACUACAGGAAUCUGAUUAAUCAUGUGAAGGGAAACACAGGGACUCCAAGGAAGCCUGGAAAGGCUAUUGAAACAUAUUUGUUUGCCAUGUUUGAUGAAAACCUGAAAGCUGCAGGGAUUGAGCAACAUUUUGGUGUCUUCUCUCCAAACAAGCAGCAGAAGUACCAACUAACUUUUGGCUGAAAGAGUUGCUACAGCUUUCUCAUAGCCUAAGUUUUAAAUAAGAGAGCCUUGUGCACCAUUUCAUAAUGUACUAAAAUAAUAUUUUUACGAUAAAUAAAGUUAAUAAUUAUUGCCA
Messenger RNA from Mangifera indica (mango), 1219 nucleotides. RefSeq names its product glucan endo-1,3-beta-glucosidase-like. Bases 64 to 1104 code for a protein of 346 amino acids. The record is from RefSeq and is a predicted model, not a curated record. Gene Ontology annotation, biological process: carbohydrate metabolic process. The transcript is spliced from 2 exons. Lineage: Eukaryota; Viridiplantae; Streptophyta; Magnoliopsida; Sapindales; Anacardiaceae. Gene Ontology annotation, cellular component: plasma membrane. Gene Ontology annotation, molecular function: hydrolase activity, hydrolyzing O-glycosyl compounds.